Messenger RNA from Schistosoma rodhaini, 4692 nucleotides. NCBI's taxonomy places the organism in Eukaryota, Metazoa, Platyhelminthes, Trematoda, Strigeidida, Schistosomatidae. The record is from the annotation of a GenBank genome assembly.
AUGGAGACGGUUUUUUCGGUGCCCACCUCUAUUUCCGUCACUGAAAGUGGCGUUACGAAUACCGUCCACAUUGAUGUCAGCAUUGGAUCUAUUCAGCCGGGUUCUUCAAAAUAUUCACACCCAACAUCUUUGGGGAUUACCUGUCCGGAACAUGCUUCCAAUGUCUUGGACGACCUCACACCGUCCCUCUCUUUGACCACAAUAGCGCCUGGAAAUUCUUCAAAUCGUUUGUUGCCUUUCACAGAUGAUCUUGGUUUAUGCAUUAAACACUCUCCUGAUGUGUCACCCUUAGUCGAUGAUGAUGAAGAUGUACGUUCACUCUUGGCAGCAGCAGCCGCUGUUGCCGCUGCCGACUCCAGGGUUCAUCAAGGUUCACCGCCAGUUCGCUCUUCCUCUGGUCUUAACACUCCACCUGAUUCAAGAAGUAAUCGACUUAUGGACACAAUCACUUGCAGACCAAUGUCAGUUGGUGUUUGCGAUCAAACUCAGGUCAUUCACUCAGUAGAUAGUGUUCCUAUGUUAGUUUCGAGUCAUAGUUUGUCAAGAACGCCUUAUGCACAUAGCGAUGACCCUCUCGCAAUCCUAAUCCCAACACCCACAACACAGUCUGUGUCUACUAGUUAUUUGUUAUCCUCCAGUGUUUCCACUCCAUGCAGCUCUCCUCUGACAUUCCGAUCUCAUUCCCCUGUUCGGACACAUUUAGAUGGUAGACAUACGUCCGAUAUGCUUCACCAUAAUUUAUCCUGCGAAUCUCAUUCUAUCGAGAAUGAACGUACAAAUUCUUCUCUCGCGUCAGUUUCUCACUUUCCCCCACCAAAUACACCGCCUGUACAUAUGGACGAUUAUGUAACUCGUCAAAGUCAUGAUGAUCAGGUUUUUAAUUCAAAUCUUUUACUUCUGAAGGAUACAGUUCAUGCUUCAUGUGUAUCACUAAGCUCUCCUAAAGUAGUUUCAGAAUGCAACUCAUCUGGCCAUACUACCACAUCCUCGUGUUUACCAAUCGGUGAACAUACCGCAACAACAGUUUUUAGCCCUGUUGUUGUAUCAAAGGAGUAUACUGUCUGCUCAUCAGCGAAUGUAACAGAUGUAUCGGAUAGUCUUACACAUAACUGGACAAAUACUACUACUUGUGAACCAAAUGUUCAGGCAGCAAAAGGAUGUUCAAUUACGGAUAACAAUUUUGAUUCUGUAUCUAAAGCGACAGACGAAAAUUUAAUGGAUUUAGAACAAGUUAUUUCAUCACAUUCAGCUUCAUUACCGGCUGUUGACGAUGAGUACUUUUUAAAAACGUCUGACGAUUUUCGUGUCGAUACAGUAGUGAACAUUGAACUUGGAUGUAUUCCUCAUUCAGAUAAAGUUCCUUCUUCAGCAGAUAGUGGCGAGUUAGCGUCUUCGAAAACAUCUGCCAUGUGUUCUGCCGAACCAGAUUUCCCUGAUGUUUACGUCGAUGUUUCUGACGUAAACCAUAAUACUAAUUCUGUGAUACUACCACACGAGUCGUCAAUUAGUGUCAAAGCAACAACAGCUCAGUUCUCUGAAAAUACGAAACUUAUAUCUUCUGUAGUGGCGCCUGCUGAGAGCUCUAUUGACCUCAAGUGUGAAAUAGAGAGUCAGAAAAAUGAUUGUUUUAUCCAGUCUGCUGAUGACGAUAACAAGUUUAAAACAGCUACAUCUGUGUCCCCUUUAGUUGAGGACCCCACAUUCCAAGAACCAUGUGAAACUGAAAGUUCUCCAGUUACCAAGGCUUCUAUAAUUUCAGAGUCACCAACAAAGGAUGAUGUUCAGAUUAAUAUCAGUAAUGAAGAUCAAAAUUUACUCACAUCAGAGCACCAUAAUGACAGUUUAGAAGAUCCAGUUGAACCCAGUGGGCAUUCUCCUUCUGUUCAUUCAUCCCAUAGAGAAGACGACGAAAAAGUGUAUAACGAUGCUGAUUACGCAGCUGCUGCAGUUGCUGCUGUUGAUGAUGUGGUAUAUGCACUAGCUGGUAAUCGUAAACCUGACCCAUCUUUAACUCUUGACCCGGCCUUAGAAGGCACAGGAACAGAUCGUCUGUAUAGUUUAAGCUUAGCUCCAGUUCAUAAUGAAUUCAAUAAUUCACACAUGAAUACUUCCAAUUCAGAUUUGUGCAACACAAGCUUUGUGAAUACUAGCAAAAACUCCGAUCGCGUUCGCUUUCAUCACUCUCUGGUGGCUAAUGAAUCUUCAGAUGGUGAAAUUUGUUCAGAGGAUCACCUAUCCAGAAGCUUAUCUAAUGCUUCUCCUAAUAACUGGAAUAAAACGGAUGUGAAGGGUGAAUUCUUAUGUUUAUCAUGCAAUAAAACGUUUUCACAAAAGGCUUUACUUCUGAAACAUCGAGUUAUGCAUGAAGAACCAAAACAUAUGUGUGACACUUGUGGUCGCAGCUUUGUACGAGAAGACAAACUUAAGCGUCAUGUGAUGUCUAUCCAUACGGCUGAAAAACCUCAUGUUUGUCAUAUAUGUAGUAAAGCUUUUUCCCGAAAAGAUAAACUUAAAGAUCAUUUGAAACAUCAUGAUCGUGCAGCUCGGAAUUUUGAGUGUCAACAGUGUCAGCAACCUUUUGUUCAAAAAUCUGAUCUUAACAGACAUAUACGUGGAGUACAUCAAGGUGAGCCAGGAGUUGGGAUAAAUAUGACAAUAAAACGGAAAGCGCCAGGCUCUGCGCCGUUGCGUUUAUCUAAACGAAAAUCCAAGUCUACAACUGAUAGUUCUGAGUCCAAUAAUAAUGAGACUAAAUUGGAAAUGUUAUCAGUGGAAAAUUCACAUAAUAUUCCCACCAAUAUGGCUAUAAAUAGAUCACAUAAUGGAAAAACUGUUAGUGGUGUGCGAAAAAGUGAUAAUGCAGAAUCUGAUAUAAAAAUAAACAAUCAAAUAGCAUCGAUCACUAGUGGAACUACUGUUUUUACUCCAGUCUCAAUGAUUGCAACCACAACGUCAGCAUCAUCUGCAGUUAAUUUUACUCCUAUAACUGUUUCACUAUCACCUGCUGGUAUGACUCAAGCAGCUCAUCCGAUUUUUGCAGCUAAUGCUUCUGGUCUAAUGUUUCCUACAAUGACUGCUCAUCAUCAUCAUCUUGUUCAACAACAACAAGCAGCGGCUGGAACUGUCAUGUUACCAAGUGUCAGUGUAGCUUCUGUAGCAGCAAUUCAUCCAUCAGGAAUUACCUUACAACAGCAACAACACCAACAAUUUUUUGCCAUGGCUGCUAUGCCAGCUCUUGCUCAAUCAAUUACGGUCACACAAUCAUCUAAUGGUGUUCAACAAGGUACUAAUGUUCAACCUACACAUAAUUCAAUUCAUUUUCAACCUGAAUUGAAAACAGUAGCCACUCCUUCAGGUCCUAUGAUGGUAUUGACUCAUAUAGCUGCACCAAAUCAGUCCGGUCAAGCUCAUCCAUUGACUAAUCAAACAAUUUUCCCUCAAGUUGUUGGAUUUCAUGCUACUGCAGCUCAACAACAACAGCAACACCAACUUCAACAAUUGCAGCAACAACAAGCAGCAGUUGUUCAACAUCAACAACUUUUACAACAGCAGCAUCAACAACAACAGGCUAACUAUGCAGUGGCAGCUGCUGCGGCUGCCGCUGCUGCUGGUACACAUUUAGUUGCAGUUUCUAAUCAUGGUAAUUGUAAUCAAUCAACUGUCAAUCAAACACAGCAAUUCCAAUUACAACAGCAACAACAACAGGCUGUGGCUUUAGCAGCCCAUCAACAAGCAGCGCACAGUUUUCUUUUCCCUGCUGCUGGAGUUAGUGCUAGCGUUAACUCGACAGGUACUGUUGCAACACCAUCUGGUCCAACUACAUUCUUCUGUCAUCCACAAGAAGGAAUGGCUGCUGGUUUGUUUCUGGCUUCUUCAACUGACCCAGCUAGUUUUGCAUUAGCAGCUGCUGCUCAAGCACAAGCAGCUGCGGCAGCUGUUGCCGUUGUCCAGCAACAACACCAGCAACAGCAGAGUAAUGUUAAUGCUCAGAACAAUUCUUCAAUUGCUGCUACACAAUUACAACUAGUAACAGGUUAUUCACAGGUGGCGGCUGAUGCUCAACAAACUGUUGCACAACAACAACUACAACAUCAACAGCUAUUGUUACAACAGCAACAACAUCAGCAGAGAUUAGCAGCAGUGGCAGCUGUAGCAGGAGUUUCACAAACUUCAUCAAUCGCCAAUCCACAUUCUGGCGUGUUGAUGUCGUCAAACACCACCGGUACUAUUAUCAAUGGCGCGAGUGCGAGUGCUGCUACCGGUGGUGGCGGUAAUGGUACACCAGCCACCUCUGUAAUUGUUAAUUCAGUUCAAGAGGAACAACUUAAUCGAGUUCAACAAUCUGCUCAUUUUUUAAUAGGACAACAAGAAACACCAGGAUCUAAUAGAACAGUGAAUAAUUAUCAAUUAGCUGCAUUUACAAAUGCUGCAGCUGCAGCAUUAUAUCAACAACAACAACAACAACAUCCGGGUUUCAUGCUUGCAGCGGCUGGAAAUACUGGCGUCACUAAUACCAAUGCAGCAAUUGUUUCCAGAGGAACAACAGCAACUGUAGCAGCUAUGGCUUUACAUCAUCAUCAACAACAACAGUAUCAACAACAAGCAGGUCUUAUGGCAGCAGCAGCCUACCAUCAUCAACAACAAGUUGCUCAACAUCAGGCUUUACAGCAACAACAACAACAACAACAGUAG